AUGGAUCAGCAUGUCAAUCAAUUCUUGACAGUAAUUACAGCGAUCGCAAGAGUUACUUCUACGAUUGCAGGCUUCAUGUUACCAUCUAUUUUAGCAGGAGUAAUUGUAUUCAACCAAGAGCCAGUAUUAUGUGACACAGGAAAUUCACUUGAUAGACUAUUGGAAGCAUCAAUGUCGCUUAAUCUACUUAGCAUCAUAAAAUCCUGCUUAGAACCUGGAAAUCUUCGAAAAAUUAUGUUUAUAAUUGCCUCAAUCUUAGUUAACAGGGCACUUGAUAUUGCAAAUAAUUGCACUGAAGAUUCUUCUUAUGCAGGUUCUUGUUCUUCUUAUGAAACAGCAACUCUAAUGGUCAUUUUGCAAUUAUGGAACACUACAGAUGACGUUUAUCUUAUACAAUCUGCGUAUCAGUGUCCUGAAUCAUCAUGGUCAGCUUCUGGUAACAUACAAAAACAGAAACAAACAUUAAUGUUGACCCACAUAACUCCGGGAUUUGUGAAGGAAGUUCAUGGAAAGGCUUAUGCAAUUGUAUUUCAUUGUCAAAGGUUAACAUACAGAAUUGAGAGAAGCCAAUUACAUGCAUCUGCUGAUCGUCUAGCACAACAAUGGAUGCAAGCAACUCUCGCUGCAUUGAGUGAUGCUGUAAAAGAAAAUAGUGAAGUAAACUAUGAUUGUAUGAUGAA
Molecule: messenger RNA, 680 nt
Organism: Ambispora leptoticha
Lineage: Eukaryota; Fungi; Glomeromycota; Glomeromycetes; Archaeosporales; Ambisporaceae
Source: the annotation of a GenBank genome assembly